AUGUGGGCUACAAGUUUCGAUAUACCUAAUGGGGCUCGCCAAGUUUUGAAUGAGCAGAUGAUAAAUGAAAUUUCUUCUUAUUUACCUAUUGUUCUUGCACUGCGUCGAUGGCAGCUUUCUUAUUGUACGAAAUUACAUGGUAUUUCAUUCGGCUCAUUUUAUAGGUUAGUAUCAGAGAAAGGCCCAAGUAUCCUUGUCGUUCGUGAUUCUGAUGGAGUUAUAUUUGGUGCGUUUAUUUCCGAAUCAAUAAGGAAUUCCACCAGCUAUUAUGGAACUGGUGAGAUGUUUGUAUUCACAUACAGAAUGGAAAGAAGUGAUUGUGAAGUCUCUGAUAUAUUAAGUCCAAUCUACAAGAAUACAGACUAUACAAAUAUUAAGCACUCAACCUGCAUAUGUAGAAUGGUAUACUGUGAUGAUCUUAGUGACCAGUCUAACACAAACUCUCUCAAAAGCGGAGACAAGUCUUUCUUGAACAAGCUAUCAGAAAAAAAUCUAGCUGACAAUUGUAGUAAAAGUGAAAAAGUGCCGAAUAAUGUGAAUGAAGAAUCUAAUAUUUCACAAAUAAAAGUUUUUCCUUGGAGUGGGAAGAAUUGCUUUUAUAUAUAUUCAGACAGCAAUCAUAUCGCUGUCGGCGGUGGUGGAUCAUAUGCUCUUGCUAUUGACGCUGACUUCCUUAGAGGUUGGUCAUCGCCAUGCGUGACUUUUGAUUCACCAUGUUUGUCAAGAAAUGAAGACUUUAUUAUAAGUGCUUUCCAAGUAUGGACACUUGCAGAUGACUCUAUGUAA
Molecule: messenger RNA, 786 nt
Organism: Cryptosporidium muris RN66
Lineage: Eukaryota; Apicomplexa; Conoidasida; Eucoccidiorida; Cryptosporidiidae
Product: TLD domain-containing protein
Exons: 1
Coding region: 1-786 (261 amino acids)
Source: RefSeq, a predicted model, not a curated record